UGAGUCCCGCGAGCCCCGCAAUUGUUUUUUUCUUUUCAUAUAAGCAUAACCUCAACACAUACACCUCAAUCGCAAACAAAUUUCAUCAACAAUACUAAUCAAGUAUGCCUAAAAAAGGAAUUAUUCCCGUACCAGUAAUAAGUGAAGAACUGCUAACAAAAAUUCAAGAUGAAGUUAGCAAUCUUACAGAUCUGCCUGAAUGUCCAUUCUUGCAAAACUACUUUAAAAAGCGAAUUCUUUAUGAUCAGACACAACUCAAACUAUCUACAACACAUUUAGAGUCAAUAAUAUCAAUGUUUCCAGAAUUGGAAUUGCAAAACACUCCCAACAUUUCUCAAUUAUUGGAAUAUUAUAUAGAUCAUUACCCUGCUUAUCAUUAUUUAAGAGACAGAUAUUAUGGUCCAUUAUUAAUCAAAGUUAUGGCAAAUACUGUGCAAGAGGAAGAGGUAUUUAAUUCUUGGUUUAAAGAGUUUUUUUGCUAUUUGAAAGUGAAAUUGGCUGCAGUGCCUGAGUUAAUGCUGAUUCAUGGAAAGAAAAAUGCAAGCACAUCUUCAGCAAAAUCAAGCAAAUCAAAUAAUUCACAACUAUCAGACUUUUGUUUAGAGAUUAAGGGACCAACAAAUAUUAUUAAUAAUCUAGUAUUUUCAACUAUAAAUAAUGAUGUUCAAUUGAGAUGUCACAAGAAUAAACAUAUGAAAACAUUCAAUAAUGAAGGAGCUUUAAAUGCACUGCUGAAUUAUCCUUUUAUUGAAGUUGAAUUAAACAUUGGAUCAACAGCUGGAACCUCACUUGCAAUUACAAGAACUUGUAAAUGUGAAUAUAAUAGAUUCAUUGUGAACAAGUACACUUCUUUGCAUAAGAAAGUCAUAGAGAUGACCACACCUGACAAGAGAAAAUUGAAUUCCAAAAUGGAUGCAAGGAUUCGAAGUAUUGAAUUGGUUGAAGCAAAGGAGAGUGUUGUAUAUACACACGGAUUCAUUAAUGAAUACAUAAAAACACUUAUGGAAUUAAUUGAUCUCAGCUCAGAUAAAGUGUCUGAAAUGCGCAAGCGAGAGUUAAAGCUGAUUUUGAAUGAGUUUUUGUCAGAUAUAGCUGAAAUGAAUUUGUACAAUCGAUGUGUCAUUGCAACAAAUACUUCAGUGCAAUAUUCGAUUGGAAAAACUAUAUACGAGCGCUACCGUUAUGUUAAAAAAUCCGAUAUCAACUUUAUCGAAAUUUUAACGCCAAUGAUUACUCUUCACUUUAAAGAGUUCAAUCCUCUGUUUGCUGUAGAUGGUCAAAGUCAGCUGUAUUUUAAGCAACUUAAAAUGUUUCGGCUUACAUUGAGUAAAUUUGAGGAAGUGAUUCUUAACGAGAAUACGUUAAAGUUUACAUGCACUAUAUGUCUUAAAUAUUUCAUUGAUUCUGCUAGCAUUAUUGAACAUUUCCAGAAGGAACAUGAACCAGAAGUUAAUGUGGUUUGUGAAAAAUGCGAAUUAUCUUUGGAAGUGGCUACUUUGGCGGCCAAUCGAUGGUCACAUUUAUGCUUUGAAUAACGAUAUAAUAUAUUCUACCUGUAAUUAUUUUAAUAAACAUUCAUAUUCUA
Messenger RNA from Dalotia coriaria, 1585 nucleotides. RefSeq lists its product as uncharacterized. The record is from RefSeq and is a predicted model, not a curated record. The coding region runs from base 105 to 1535 and encodes 476 amino acids. The transcript has 6 exons. Lineage: Eukaryota; Metazoa; Arthropoda; Insecta; Coleoptera; Staphylinidae.